AUGCCCCCAUACAACUCCAGCAUCUUCAAGCAGAUCAUCGACUCGGUCUUCAUCCAUGUCAACCCCGUUGCAGGGUAUCGAACGGCCGGCGGGUGGCCCGUAGGGAAGCUUGGGUGUGGACCAGAGUAUGUGACCAUGCUGUUGUUUGCGUUCUGGCCCCUGCUCAAGCUCAAACAUGACCGUCGCUCGGAACUUCACACCCCUGCCCUCUACCCCUCUGCGAUCAUGGAUCGUAUCCUGGCCGAGAUUCAUCAGACCAUCCUCUGCAUUGAAGCGCCAAUGGAGGUCCAACGCUACAUCGACCACUUCCGUUGCGCCCCGGACUUUCUUAUCCCACCGUUUCAAGAGGUGAAUAUUUACUUCUUGACCCCCGACGCCGACGCUCCCACCGAUGACAUCCAUAAACUCAACCAACUCCUACGUUUACUCGCGCGGCUUCCCACUAUCCAAAAGCUCACCAUGCGACUUCCGCGCAACACCUCCGACAAUACCCUUACUGGCUUCGUCUUUUCGCACCUUCGUCGACUCGAGUAUUACGGACCGAGGACCGCCAUUCGAGGCUUUCUAUCCAUGCAUCUCGACCGCAUCAACGUGCUUGCCUUCGAUGGCAUCUUUGCGCCCCCUCGCACCCGAUUCGAGUUCACAUCAAUGGUCAACCUGAGACGGUUAACUUGUCCCGUCGCCUAUCUCCACGGCGUCUCGUUCCCCCUCUUCGAGGUUCAUACUUUGAAGUUGGAGCUCGACGAAGGGUCUACCUCCAUGUCCGAUUCCAUCCAGACAAUUUCCCCGUCCAUCUUUCCUGCCUUGGAUUGCCUCUUUCUUCAGGUUGGGCCAGAUGAUCAGUCGCUGUUGACUGAGGUGUCGUCGCGCUUUCCCGACCUCCUCGCCCUGUUACUAGCAGACGGCUCCAAAGUUUGGGAAGAAUAUUUUGACAGGACUGCUCCUCGCCCAUGGAGCGAUCUUUUCACGGAGACCCCUCUCAUCACCGCACCCAUCGGUCACAUUGGCGCAGAGCAUGCGCUCCUUUUGGAGUGGAGUGGACUGGCGGUAGGAGAUCUUCAUCCGUCCCUGGAGACUGCGGUGGUGGCGUAUGCUAGCGACUUUGGAGUUGCGGCAGAGGUGCUAUCCACGUGGGCGAUUGACGAUCAGGAUGUGGCCAGGACUGAGUUCAUCGCCGGCCAGGGGGUGGUCGAGCAGAAGGUGUUCCAGCUUCACUGCGAAAUUAUAGGAUAG
Messenger RNA from Epithele typhae, 1233 nucleotides. RefSeq lists its product as uncharacterized. The transcript has 7 exons. The coding region runs from base 1 to 1233 and encodes 410 amino acids. Lineage: Eukaryota; Fungi; Basidiomycota; Agaricomycetes; Polyporales; Epitheliaceae. The record is from RefSeq and is a predicted model, not a curated record.